UAAGAGUAAAAGACCAUGGGCUUUCUGCUGCCGAUACUUAUUGCCCUGCUAGCUUCUGUUCUGGGUGGGCUUUAUCUCCUGGGGGCCUUCAGACAGCGUCGUCCUGGGGAACCCCCCCUGGACCGAGGCCCCCUUCCCUGGCUUGGACACGUCCUAGAGUUUCGCAGGGACACAGCAAAGUUUCUGGAGAGGAUGAAGAGAAAGCAUGGGGAUAUUUUCACUGUGCAACUGGGAGGAUAUUACUUUACAUUCCUCAUGGACCCACUGUCAUUUGGGGCGGUUGUGAAGGAGCCCCGAACAAACCUGGACUUCACCAAGUUUGCAGAGCAGCUAGUGAAAAAAGUGUUUGGCUACCACCCCAUGGAGAAUGACCACAAGUUUCUACAGGCGUCCAGCAACAAGCAUCUGAUGGGGGACGGUUUAGUGGUCUUGACCCAAGCCAUGAUGACCAACUUACAGAAUCUGAUGCUGCAGAGCAUAGAAACUAGAGAAAAUAACCAAAAGACCUGGAAUGAGGACGGUCUGUUUCACUACAGCUACAACAUUGUCUUCAGGGCAGGUUACCUGUCUCUGUUCGGUAAUGAGACACCUAAAUCUACAGAGAGUCUGGAAAAAGCAAUAGACAUUGACAGGGAGGAGUCUCAAGAGCUCUUCUAUGAGUUUCGUAAGUACGAUCAGCUCUUCCCCAGACUGGCAUAUGGGGUCCUGCCUCCAGGGAAGAAAAGAGAGGCAGAGAGGCUUAAAAGGUUGUUCUGGAACAUGCUGUCAGUACAUAAAUUGAAGACCAGGGAAAAUGUCAGCGGCUGGGUACGUGAGCAGCAGCAGGAGCGGGAGGAGCACGGCAUGGAAGAAUUCAUGCAGGACAGAUACAUGUUCCUUCUCCUCUGGGCCUCACAGGGCAACACAGGCCCUGCUGCCUUCUGGCUCCUCCUCUAUCUCAUGAAGCACCCGGACGCCAUGAGGGCUGUGCAGCAGGAGGCGGAGAAAGUCCUGAAGGAGACAGGCCAGGAGGUGAAGCAUGGCGGCCCAUUAGUUGACCUGACCAGAGACAUGCUGCUAAAGACGCCCAUCCUGGACAGUGCCGUGGAAGAGACCCUCCGCCUCACUGUCGCCCCUGUCCUCACCAGGGCCGUACUCAAGGACAUGUCACUCAAGCUGGCUGAUGGAAAUGAGUACUGGCUCAGAGAAGGAGACAGAGUAGCCAUGUUUCCCUAUACUGCCGUUCAGAUGGAUCCGGAUGUCCACCAAGACCCACUCACAUUCAAGUAUGAUCGCUUCCUGACCGCAGACGGGGCAAAGAAAACAGAUUUUUACACAGGUGGAAUAAAACUGAAGUACUACAAUAUGCCGUGGGGUGCUGGACACACCAUGUGCCCCGGGCGCUUCUUUGCCACUAAUGAGCUGAAACAGUUUGUCUUUCUCGUGCUCAUAUAUUUUGACUUUGAGCUCAAAAACCCAGAUGAAAAGAUUCCUGAUAUUGACGUCACACGUUGGGGUUUUGGGUCCAUGCAGCCAACUAAAGAUGUCCAGUUUAAGUACAGACUCAAGUUUUAAAACUGAGACUGACACAAGCCAGCCUGUGAUAACUUUCAAAGAUAACAUUGUCUAAUGUGGUUAAUUUUCUGUUGAUUAUUAUAAAUUAUCUGGAGGACCUCAACUUUAUUUAGAGGACAUACAGUAUAGCAAAUAAUUGUAAUUCAUUACAAUACUAGAUAUUAUUCUUGUUUUUUUAAGAAGAAAAGUUGUGAAUUUACAAUAUCUUUGAACACAGUUAGUUAGUCAAGAAGACAUUGUGUAACUGCAACAUGGCAGUAGCUGAAUUAAGUUGAUUUUUACAAAAUACAAAGUUGUUUUCCGAUUAUAAACACUGAUUUUCAUAAUAAACCUCAUGUAAGAGUUGAACGACAUUGCAAGAUUCUGCUGUCUUCAGUUUUUUUGUAUACAGCAUCCAGCCCUUAAAUGCAGCAUUUUUUUAUCAAUCAUUAAUUCAUUGUAUGUAUUCCUCCCUUCAUUUGGAAUAAAAUACGUGUAUAAAGUA
Esox lucius (northern pike) is the source of this 2038-nucleotide messenger RNA. Its product is annotated as 5-beta-cholestane-3-alpha,7-alpha-diol 12-alpha-hydroxylase. The record is from RefSeq and is a predicted model, not a curated record. Gene Ontology annotation, molecular function: heme binding; sterol 12-alpha-hydroxylase activity; iron ion binding. The coding region runs from base 16 to 1554 and encodes 512 amino acids. The transcript is spliced from 2 exons. NCBI's taxonomy places the organism in Eukaryota, Metazoa, Chordata, Actinopteri, Esociformes, Esocidae.